AUGAAAUAAUUACAAAUUAAAAGAUUAUUGUCUUUGAUACCAGAUAGACAACAAUCUCCUAGUCAUAAUUAAUUAUUUGAUAUUGAUUUAACUGUUCAAUAACCCAAGAUUAAACCAAAAUAACUUAUUAUUUAAGAAUUACCUUUGUUCUUAAAUCAAUAACAUAUUUCAAUAUUACCUCUUGUUCCUUAAAGAAUGAAAACUGAAGUUUACAAAAAAAUUUAAUAAAAUGGUAGCAAACCUUCAAAAAGCGAAGAUGAAAGAUUUAAUACAAUUGAUGUAGUUAGAUCCAAAUCUCGUAAACCAACUGAAAUUAGAAAAAUUUCCUUCUCCAACUCUUAUUAAGCUUAAUUAUAAUAAAAUAAAGUCAGAAAACUAAGAUACUCUUAUGAAAUUAGAAAAAGAAAAAAUAGUCUCAAUAAAUUUAAUUUUGAAGCUCAUUUUUAUCAAUUUGUUGAUGCAAGUCAUAGUUUAAAUAUUAGCAAAAUUAGAAUUAAUAAAUAAAUAAUAUUCUAAAGGUUAAUAAAUAAAUAUGGAACAGCUAUAAGUUAAAAAAUAAUUAAUUUUUUUGAAAUUCCUUAAUAUAUUGAUUUUUAAUCUUGGAAAUCUUUAACAUAGAAACUACUAUCCAUCAAUUAAGAAUAAAUUAUUGUUUUUAUAUAUCGAUUAAUUCAUAAUCAUCGCCAUUUAUCAUCAACCGAUUUAUUUUAACUAGGAUUAAAUACAUAAAGUGAAGCAAUAUAAAAAGAUAUUAAAACGAUCUUAAAUUAUAUAUAAUAAUCUCUAAAUACAGAAAUUAUUGAUAAUGAAGAAAAAGAGUAUUUAUAAAAAUCUUCAAUUUUCAAGGAUAAUCUCAAUUUGAGUAGUCUUUUAACUUGGACUGAAAUAUAUUAAAUUGAUGUAAAUAGUAAGUUAAUUAUUUUAAGCAAUCAAAAAGUAUUAAAUAAACAAAAGGAUUAAAUUAUAGAAAAUCUGUACCAAUAGAAUAAUUUAUUAGUAUUUAUAUGACAGAAGAAAAAGAAUAGACCAUAAAUUUUAAUUCAAUAAUAACCAAAUAUCCAAAUAAAUAUGAAUAAAAUGAACCUUUUUCUAUAAAUUUUCCAAUAUUUAGACGCAUAUUUUAAAAUUAGUAAAUUCACUUAUGGAAUGAAAUUUACUCUUUUUUUACAAUGUAAACUUGCUGA
This is a messenger RNA of Paramecium sonneborni, 1184 nucleotides long. The record is from the annotation of a GenBank genome assembly. NCBI's taxonomy places the organism in Eukaryota, Ciliophora, Oligohymenophorea, Peniculida, Parameciidae.